This is a messenger RNA of Nycticebus coucang (slow loris), 201 nucleotides long. RefSeq names its product small nuclear ribonucleoprotein F-like. Gene Ontology annotation, cellular component: catalytic step 2 spliceosome; U1 snRNP. The transcript is spliced from 2 exons. Gene Ontology annotation, biological process: mRNA splicing, via spliceosome. The coding region runs from base 1 to 201 and encodes 66 amino acids. The record is from RefSeq and is a predicted model, not a curated record. Lineage: Eukaryota; Metazoa; Chordata; Mammalia; Primates; Lorisidae. Gene Ontology annotation, molecular function: RNA binding.
AUGAGGAAGCCAGGAGGCAACACAGCAAAGCUGCUCAGACACCAAAAUGAAGUUUGGAAAAUGAAAGUUACGGUGAGUUUACUCCUCAAUCCCAAACCUUUCCUUAUUAGAUUAACAGGAAAGCCAGUGAUGGCCAAACUUAAGUGGAGAAUGGAAUUCAAGGGUUACCUGGUAUUUGUAGAUACGUAUAUAAACAUGUAG